ACUGCAAUUGUGAGUAGGACCAAAAAGUGCAUUCGUGACCUUCCAAGAUAUGUACGUGGAAUACCUUCCGAAUGGUGCAAACAACAACAACAGUGGAGAUGUGAUGGAGCUGCUUCGGAAUGGAAGACCUUAAUCCAGUUGGGACUGGGCAGUGAAAGGAAAUCUAUAAAUACGACAGGAUCGGAAUACUUCCGGGACUAGUUUGGAAGAUACGGUGGUUGAAAGUGGAAGUGUUUUCAGAAAACCGUGAUGUCCGACAGUGGGGACGUUAGUGAGGAUGGAUAUGUGUCAGUGCCGAAGUUCUACACCGGAGCCGAUGUGUUCAUUACCGGUGGCACCGGGUUCAUGGGCAAGGUGCUGAUCGAGAAAAUUCUCAGAUCAUGCCCGGAAGUGGGCCGAAUUUUUGUGCUGCUACGUUGCAAGAGAGGCAAAACGACCGAAGAACGGGUGCACGAGCUGACCAACAAUCCACUCUUCGAAUCGCUGACCAAACGGAAUCCAGCGUUUCUGGAGAAGAUAGUGCCACUGAAUGGCGACUGCAUGCAGCUGCGGCUUGGAAUGACCGAGGAAGAUAUUCAAAGGCUGCAAAGUGUGUCGGUGGUUUUCCAUUUGGCGGCAAGCGUGAGAUUCAAUGAUCCGCUCAAAGAGGCGAUAUUAAUCAAUGUACUGUCGACGAGGGAGAUUUUCGAAAUUUGCACGAAAUUGCCCCAGCUGAGGGCGGUUGUUCAUGUUUCGACUGCCUACAGCAAUCCUGAGCAGAGACAUGUGGAGGAGAAGAUAUACCCACCGAAGAUGGACUGGAGAAAAAUGCUGGAUUGUGCCCUCCAAUUUGACAACCAUGUAUUGGACAUUCUAACAGAGAAAAUCACCAGUUUCGCACCCAACACGUACACAUUUACCAAAGGACUAGCCGAGCAGAUAUGCCGGGACUAUCGGAACCACCUACCGCUGGUCGUUUUCCGUCCCUCGGUUGUUGUGAACACAAUCGAUGAACCGCUCGUUGGCUGGAUAGACAACCUGAACGGACCAUCGGGAAUGCUGGUUGGCGCUGGGACGGGUAUCGUCCGCACCGAUCUGAUGCCGAUGGAAAAUCGUGUCAACACUAUUCCUGCGGAUAUCUCAAUCAAGGCACUGAUACUGGCUGCCUGGCGGCGAGGAACUACGGAGAGCGAUCUUCGGUUGGACUAUCUUCCGGUGUAUAACAGCGCAGUGGAGUACGAGCACUCGUGGCAGUAUCAGAAGCUGCUGCAAUGUGGUAAAGAAAACAUGACCAAACUUUCCUUCAAUCGUUUACUGUGGGUUCCGGGUGGUUCGGCGACCACCUGGAAGGUGAAGUAUUACUUAAUGGUGCUGUUGCUUCAUAUUCUGCCCGCCAUUCUGGUGGACGGGCUCUGUGUGGCCACUCGCAAGCGACCCUUUUUAAUGAAAAUACAGCGGAAAGUGUUCCUGGCGCAAGCGGCAUUGCGGUAUUUUGUGUUCAACCAGUGGAAUUUCGAGAUCGAGCGAUUCAACUCGCUGAGAGAUAGUUUGCGUGGGGAUGAUGCCGUGUUCUUCAGUUGGCAUAUUUCGGAGGAACGGAUUGAGCAGUUCUAUUACGAUUGCUGGCUUGGCGUUCGCCGAUAUCUGCUUAACGAUCCGGACGAAACUCUGCCACAGGCUACCAAAAAAAUGCGUCGUCUGAUAUUGAUCGAUCAAAUACUGAAGAUUUCACUGUUACUGCUAGUGCUGUACGCAUUCUGGACGAGCACCAUUUUUCGGAAUUUGGAGACGAAAUUAGUGAAAUAUAGUAGGUGAAAACAA
Toxorhynchites rutilus septentrionalis is the source of this 1800-nucleotide messenger RNA. Its product is annotated as putative fatty acyl-CoA reductase CG5065. Bases 250 to 1794 code for a protein of 514 amino acids. The transcript has 6 exons. Gene Ontology annotation, biological process: long-chain fatty-acyl-CoA metabolic process. Lineage: Eukaryota; Metazoa; Arthropoda; Insecta; Diptera; Culicidae. The record is from RefSeq and is a predicted model, not a curated record. Gene Ontology annotation, molecular function: alcohol-forming very long-chain fatty acyl-CoA reductase (NADP+) activity. Gene Ontology annotation, cellular component: peroxisome.